This is a messenger RNA of Onychomys torridus (southern grasshopper mouse), 1517 nucleotides long. Its product is annotated as rano class II histocompatibility antigen, A beta chain-like. Gene Ontology annotation, biological process: immunoglobulin production involved in immunoglobulin-mediated immune response; antigen processing and presentation of exogenous peptide antigen via MHC class II; positive regulation of T cell activation. The transcript is spliced from 6 exons. Gene Ontology annotation, molecular function: MHC class II protein complex binding. The coding region runs from base 40 to 834 and encodes 264 amino acids. Gene Ontology annotation, cellular component: MHC class II protein complex; membrane. NCBI's taxonomy places the organism in Eukaryota, Metazoa, Chordata, Mammalia, Rodentia, Cricetidae. The record is from RefSeq and is a predicted model, not a curated record.
GUGUCAGCCCUGGUGACUGCCAUUACGUUUUCCUUGGAGAUGGCGCUACAGGUCCCCAACCUCCUUCUUACAGCCGCUGUGGUGCUGAUCGCGCUGAGCAGCCCGGGGUCCGAGGGCAGAGACUCCCCAAGGAAUUUCGUGUACCAGUUCAAGGGCCUGUGCUACUACACCAACGGGACGCAGCACAUGCGGAGUGUGACCAGACAGAUCUACAACCGGGAGGAGAACGUGCGCUUCGACAGCGACGUGAACGAGUACCGCGGGCUGACCGAGCUGGGGCGGGGCAUCGCCGAGUACUUCAACAGCCAGAAGGAGAUCCUGGAGCGGACGCGGGCCGAGAUAGAGACGGUGUGCAGACACAACUACGAGAAGACGGAGGUCUCCACUUCCCUGCGGCGGCUCGAACAGCCCAAGGUGACCAUCUACCUGUCCAGGACGGAGGUCCUCAACCACCACAACAUGCUGGUCUGCUCAGUGACAGAUUUCUACCCAGCCCAGAUCAGAGUGCGCUGGUUCCGGAAUGGCCAGGAGGAGACGGUGGGGGUCGUGUCCACGAAGCUUAUUCAGAAUGGGGACUGGACCUUCCAGGUCCUGGUCAUGCUGGAGAUGACCCCUCAGCGGGGAGACGUCUACACCUGCCAUGUGGAGCACCGCAGCCUGCAGAGCCCUGUCACUGUGGAGUGGAGGGCACAGUCCGAGUCUGCCCAGAGCAAGAUACUGAGCGGCAUCGGGGGCUUCGUGCUGGGGCUGAUCUUCCUGGGGCUGGGCCUUUUCGUCCGUCACAGGAGUCAGAAAGGACCUCGAGGGCCUCCUCCAGCAGGGCUCCUCCAGUGAUUCAUGAUGUUUUGACUGAGUUGGCUGUGGCACUGUAAGGUCUGCAUGUCCCUGCUCCAAAUUCCCAUCUGUGCCAGCCUGCCUGUCCCUCCCUGCCCUCAGUUCCCAUCUGUGCCAGCCUGCCUGUCCCUCUCUGAUUCAGAGUCUAGCAUGGUGCCAGUGCACCCACCUGCUCAGCUCUUGUGAUCUCCAACUCCCCAGGGCUCUCUGUCUUUGACUCCUGGACUGAUUCCAGAGACUCUGUGCUGCAGCAUGAUCUACUCAGACCCCCAGGCCUUCUGUUUCCACUGUCCCACACAGGCUGCUGAAGAGAUGCGCUGAAAACAUUUGCCUGUUUUUCAUAAUUAAAUGUGAUUCUGAAUUAUGUGUAUCCUGAGUCUCCCACUGAGUGGGGUUGGGUGAGAGUAGUGUGGAGCACGGUGAUUCAUCCACACUGUGGCUGAAAGUAGUGGUGUCCACUGUGAAGAUAACCGGAAGCAUCUUGUUAAGGUGGGCCGAGGAGACAGGCUUCAGCUGCCACAACUUCAUAGCUCAUGCUGUUCAGUGUCCUGUUCUGACACCACCAUCGCAGCCUCUUUCAGGUUGGUGAGGACAGUGCAACCAAACAUGCUGGAAUUGUUGGGGAUGGAUGCCAUGACCUCUCAUCACUGGUGUUCCAAAUAUGUCCUGUGAAGUCACGUUGA